GAAACAGAAACGAGAGAGGGAAGCUCGGUCUAGCACGCUGAGAGAUGUCCUGAUUGCAAGGCAGACGCAGAUGGAGGAGAAGUUGCAGAAAAAAGAAGAGAGGAAAAUAGAGAUUGCUGCAGAGAAGAAGGCAAUGGCUGAAGCAGUCAGAAAAUUUGAAUAUGAGGAAGAGGAAGAACGUAAAAGAAAAGCACAGAAGGCCAAAGAGUACAGGGACCAGCUCACAACUCAAAUUGCCUAUCAACAGUUGCUCCAAAAAGCUGAAGAAGAGAAGAGGAAGAAAGAAGAGGAAUCAAAUAUGGAAGCAGAGAGACAGUACCAAGAACAGAUACAGUUCAUUCAGUCAAUGACCUACAAGUUUGAAGUAAAGCCCCCCACUGCAGAAAAGGCACUAAGGCCUGCCUCUUAAGGGCAUCUCUUACUUUGGUAUUUUAGCUCACUCAGUUGCCUUUUAAAACAUUUUCUUAGGAUGCUUAUGCCUGACUUGAGUUGGAAGAACCCUCUCCACUGUGAUACUCAAAACAUUUAAUUGGAAAUUACAAG
This is a messenger RNA of Melozone crissalis (California towhee), 543 nucleotides long. RefSeq names its product cilia- and flagella-associated protein 53-like. The transcript is spliced from 3 exons. Lineage: Eukaryota; Metazoa; Chordata; Aves; Passeriformes; Passerellidae. The record is from RefSeq and is a predicted model, not a curated record. Bases 71 to 409 code for a protein of 112 amino acids.